Molecule: messenger RNA, 2235 nt
Organism: Carcharodon carcharias (great white shark)
Lineage: Eukaryota; Metazoa; Chordata; Chondrichthyes; Lamniformes; Lamnidae
Gene: hhat
Product: hedgehog acyltransferase
Exons: 12
Coding region: 571-2157 (528 amino acids)
Biological process (GO): protein palmitoylation
Cellular component (GO): endoplasmic reticulum
Molecular function (GO): palmitoyltransferase activity
Source: RefSeq, a predicted model, not a curated record
ACCUGAUUUUCUUUGCCCAUCCAGGACUGGAGGGAGAAAUAAUCUACCGCCUUAUAUUUAGAAUUAUAAUAAAUCCUCGCGCAAAAUUCACCACUGAAACGUCAAAAACUACUUUUGGGGGGUGGGGGCGAAUCAUGAGUUUCGGUCCCUUGGAUGUACAGUCCUCCCGUUUUCAAAACCACCAGGACGCGGAAUUAAACUGAACACUACCAAAUAUUCGGAGUCGGAACCAACCGCCGAGCGGGUUGGCAAACGAGAACUGUCGGCGAACUCACCCAGUUUCCCUCCAGAGCCCAUUCGAGGCUGCAGCCGCCGGUUUGUAAUGGUGCAGCCGCAAUCAGGCCUCGGGCGGGAAACCUCGUCCGUCGGCUGCUAGGCACUCAAACAAGAGAGAGGCGACAAAAAAAAAAGUCCGGCAGCGGCCCGGGUGAGGCGGGCGCGGGCGUUAUUUUUGAUGCCCUGGCUAAAGCGGCUGGAAAAAGCCCAAAAACCAGCCUGUUAUUGUUGUUGCUGCCUUUGUUUUCCAGCCGGCUCCUUCGGCCCCCUGCGCCACCGGGGUUUGGCCGAACGAUGUCCCGCAGCGGAGGGAAUUGGCGGAGCCCAUCUCUGCCCACCUGGGAGCUGACCUUCUACCUGACCAUCACCGUCGGAUGCCACUUAUACUCUUUCCAUGAGGUGUACAAAGUCUCCAGAAAUUAUGAAGAAGACCUCGAUGCUGAAUUUGGAUUUGAAAAUGGAUUCUUUAUUUGGGGUUUUAAGAAGGACCCAACAGACUUUGAAUGGAGCUUUUGGACAGAGUGGGUAAAGAAUUUGUUGAUGUGGACUCUGCUUGGUCACGUAAUCAUAUCACAAAUGACCAGUGCCUUUCUUCCGAAGUUUAGGAUGUGGAUGCUGAUGAUAUACGGGAUGUUGGCCUGCUUCUUUACAGUAGGCUGCAAAGGCCUGGUAGUAAUAAUGUUGCAUUUGUUCAUCUCCUACGCUGUGGCUAUGCUGCAAGUGCCUAUAUUGUCUUGGCUGUGUUCAAUUCUACUACUGUAUAGCUUACAAAUGGAUUCUCUUGGAAAAAUUCAGAAACGAUGGUAUGAGACAGAGAAUGAGUACUUCCUGCUUUUAUUCUGCUUGGCUCUUUGCAAUCUGCGUUACACAAGUUUUAGCCUGGAGUACUGCUGGUAUCGUGAUAGUCCUCAAAGGUGCUACGUAUCCUUCUGUUGGCUGCUAGCUUAUGUAUUCUACUACCCUGUAUUUCACAAUGGACCUAUCAUAUGCUAUGAUGACUUCAAUAAUCAGAUGUGUAAAGCAGAGACAUUUGUCCCCAAAACAAAUCUCUUAUGUUUGUUGCUAAGUGGAAUGCGCAUUUUUUUCUGGUGGUGGCUGACAGAGUCCAUGCUUCAACUGAUGUACAUUCAUGCAAUUCAGCAGCAAGAAACAAUAUUGGAAUCUGCCUCCUACUGGACUUUAGGUGGCCUUGGCUUUGCUCAUGCACUGUUUUUCUACUUGAAAUACCUGCUGCUUUACAGCAUUCCAUCAAUUAUCAUGUGUCUGGAUGGUAUUGAACCACCAAAAUUGCCAAGAUGUACCAGCAGUUUGUACAGUUUUACAGCAACAUGGAGGGAGUUUGAUGUUGGAUUACACCGUUGGCUGUUGAGGUACAUUUAUAUUCCAUUGGGAGGGUCUAGGCAUGGUGUGCUAAGGAUCAUGUUCUCUUCUGCCAUGGCCUUUAGCUUUGUCUGCUACUGGCAUGGUGGCCAUAAUUUCAUGCUAAAGUGGGCAGCUUUGAACUGGACUGGAGUAAUGGUAGAAAACAUUUUGAAGAUGGUGUGUUCCACUUCACCUACUCAGGAGAUCAUUGAAAGAUGCUUGUCAGCCAAGAUGCAGCGUCGGGCUCAUGCUGCCUUAGCGGGUGUUGCCACAACUCUGCUCAUUUUAUCCAACUUGGUGUUUCUCUGUGGGGAUCAAGUAGGAAAGAUCUACUGGAACAGAACAUUUGUGCAAGCAGGCAGGAUUGGAGUGGCCAGAAGUCAGCAGAUGUAUGGUGCUUCCAACCUAGAGACAGUGCACCAAGUGGAUCUAGGAUCACAGGAGCUUAAUGACAGGUUGGCCAUGGAUACCUAUAGCGGUUCUGGCAUAUUUCUACUGCUAUGCCCAAGUAGGAAUUGAAUAUGACCGAAUCAAAAAUUAAAUCUUCUGUCAAUCAUGCUACUUUUUCUUAUUAGAAUAAAAUAUUAGGCCUAAAAA